This is a messenger RNA of Dentiscutata erythropus, 390 nucleotides long. The record is from the annotation of a GenBank genome assembly. Lineage: Eukaryota; Fungi; Glomeromycota; Glomeromycetes; Diversisporales; Gigasporaceae.
AUGAAAGAGUCACUAACUUCAUCCAAUAUCCUUAAUAUUUGUCAUCAAAUUGAAAAUUCUAUGACUAAACGUUGGAAAGCACCUUUAAUGGAGGCUUACAUUGCUUUUUACUUAGAUCCUCGAUUCAAAAGUAUGUCCUUUGACAAAGAAAAAAAAAAAGAAGUUCAAGAAAUGAUUGCAGAAAUGAUAAAAACAAAUACUAUUGAUACCCCAGAACAAACUGAAAUAGAUCAAUUUUUCGAUGGUGAUAAUCAAUCUGAUUAUCCAUUAGAUAAUGAAUUAGAACGACAUGGGAAUAUCAAAUCAGGCCUACCGGGCAGAAAGGGCAGAAACGGUAUUUCUGCCAGAAAAAUGCAGAAUAGUCUAAAAGGGCAUAACGAUAGUGGGUGA